UAGUAGGUUAACAUUAAAUAAGUUUAUCUAUUUUUAAAGAUUUUAGAAUUUUGUAUAUCAAUCUUAUAUUUUCUUCUGAUGGAUAUUUUAAUAUGUCUAGUAAAGGUCUAUUUUUGAUAAAUUUAUAAAGAAUACUUUUCGUUGAAUUGCAAUCAUGUCAAUCUUGAUAUAAGCUUUUUUCGAAAUAAUGACAAAAAUGUGUUUUUUAACAACAAGAAUUUGACUUUAAAUGGCUGCCAUUUUGUAUUUACUCACUCAAAUACAAUGAAAUUACAUUAAACGAUAGAAAAUAUUAUAAGGAAGAGAAUGUAUGUUUAUUUUUUGGUCUAUGACAAUCUGGAGCAAAGAUAUUAGCUUGGAAGUAAAAUAUCCCAAAAAAUGCAUUUUUGUGAAUAACUCCGCCAAAAAGAAUGAUCAGGUGGUGAGAAAUUGGGUUUAAGCCUUUUAAAUAUAACCCUAUCGAUCCAUGAAAUAAAAACUGACAGUGCCUCUGUGCGCAAGGUCAAAUGACGCUUUGACUGGAGUUUAACUCUCUAUAUUGUGUUUUGCGUUAUUUUUUAGUGGAAUUCAUAGUUUUUAGGAUCGCUGAAGCCUUCUAUUUAUACAUUUUACAUUUUGAUAGAAAAAGGAAAUAAAAGAAAUUAGAAGAAAUGAAUGAAAUUUCUAAAAAAUGUGUUUUCAAUCUUACUUACAUAAGUUCUUAAGUGAAAGUUUAAAAGUAAACUCAUUUUUCUAACUAAAUUACCACUGAAAACUUACAAAAAUGUGUUAAGAACCUUAUUUCGAAUUCCAAACAACCAAAAAUUCAAUCUGCAGUCGAAUCAAUCUGCAUUGAAAAAAAUUUGAUACUUUUCCGGAAGAUUCCGGAAGACUCGAUCUGAAACUCUUUUUGAGACGGAUUCACAUACAUUUUCACAAACACUACAAUAUACAAUUGCAAUAAUUUGGGACAAAACAAAACUUAAUAAACCAGAGCCUUUAAGCCUGAACUACAUAGAAACACAAAUAAUUUAAAUUUUUAAAUGUCACAUCAAUGAAAUGGUUUUUGUUAUCUUGUACUUUAAUUUACUUUUUAUACUUUUUUUGACUUUGUGUUUCGAUGCAGUUCUAGCUUUAUUGAAUAAAAAUAAAGAAAUUUAAAACAUGAAAUCAUUUCAAAAAUGUAAAAAAUAUUUUGUUUGAUCUGUCACUAGGACACACAUAAAUUUACAAAAAAAAAUUCCUACUAAUUGAAUUUCCUAAAUAGCCAAAAUAUUUGUGCUCCACAUAUCAACCGAACCGAGUGAACCGAUUUUUUUUUGUAUAGGAAAAGUUUUACACAUUACAGGGCUAAAAUUUGAAAAUAAAUACUAGGAAAGGCGGAACGAGUCCGCCGGGUCAGCUAGUUCUUUAAUAAAAUGUAUAAAACCUAAAUAAUUAAUUUUAUUUGCUAAUACAGCAAUAUUAUAACUUAGAAUUCUUAUAUCUUUUAUUUUAAGUAACUGGCGGACGGUUAGUUCCCAAUUAUUUUGCAUCACCCUGUCUAUACCAUUUUAACUGCACCCUCUAUUAUCACUAACGCCACUUGUAGACUGAUAGCUGCAACCGUAGUCCAGUCGAAUUAAACAUUUCAAAUGGAACUUUUAAGGCUUUCACGGUUUCUUACAGACAUAAUUUCAAAUGGAAAAAAAUAUAUCGUGCAAUUUUUUUUUCUUAGGACGGUAGAGGGAAUCACUGAAAGCUUAAAACCACUUUUUCGGAAAAAUCGAACAUUAGUCAAAGCCGCCAUCUUGGAUUAAAGAUAAAACACGUUUUAGUGAAUAACUCGGCCAUUUUGAUUUUUGACAAAAAUUAUAUAGGUACAACUUGUAGAAAGUUUUAUUUUCUAUAACUUUUAUUUUUAAAAAAUUUUCUAUAUGACAUAUUUUUCGAGUUUAUCUGAAAAAACUUGCCCCUACUCAGCUUAAACUUUUUACCCGCAUUGAGUAUAGAUUUUAAGAACAACGCAAUAUGGCAGUGUUUUUAUGUUUUUGGGGAUGAGAAAUCUAGCUCCAAUGUUAGUUUUUACAAAUUCCUGAAAUUUUAUAAAGAAAAGGAACUAUCUCAAAAUCAGUAAGUGUCAUUAAGAACAAAAUGAGUAAAUAUUAUAAUUAAUGUCUAGCAAAACAAUUUAAUCUUUGAAUUUUUCAAAUCGGUUCAUUAAUGCCUGAGUUAUGACCAAUUGUUUAUAACUCACUCUCUCUUUUAAUCUCUUAUUUUAAACAAUUGGUCAUAUCUCAGUCAUUAAUGAACCGAUUUGACAAAAUUCAAAGAUAAUAUUUACUCAUUUUGUUUAAAAUGACACUUAGCGAUUUUGAGAAAGUUCUUUUUGUUUAUAAAAUUUCAGGAAUUUGCAAAAACUAACAUUGCAGCUAGAUUUCUCAUAUUCAAGAACAUAUAAAAACAAUCCCAUAUUGCGUUGAUCUUAAAAUCUAUACUCAAUGCGGGCUUAAAGUUUAAGCUGAGUAGGGGUGUAGUUUUUUCAAAUUAACUCCAAAAAUAUAAGUCAUAUAGAAAAAUUUAUUAAUUUAUUAAAAUAAAAGUUAUAGAAAAUAAAAUUUUCUACAAGUUGUACCUUUAUAAUUUUUGUCAAAAAUGACCGAGUUAUUAACUAAAACGUGUUUUACUUUUAAUCCAAGAUGGCGGCUUUGACUCAAGGUCGAUUUUCCCGAAAAUCAGGUUUUAAGCUCUCAAUGAUGCCCUGUACCGUCCUAUGAAAAAAAUUUCACGAUCUAAUUUUUUCCAUUUCAGCUUAAUUUUUUGUACAUCCCGACUGAGCUGCCAGCUCCUCUUCCAUUUGACAUUUCUCGAAGUGAGUUUUGAUCUGUGCGGACGUGUUUUAGAUGUGCUCCCAAAUAAUAGAUUGAUUUAUACGGUGAUAUAGUGACUGAUUGAUUUGCAAUUGUUACAAUAAUAAAUACAGUGUUUGGCGAAAUAAUUAUUGAAUAAAUAUAAAAAAACAAUCAAUAGAAAAAGAACAAUUAAAUAAAGUAUACAUAAAUUAAAAAAAAAGAGAAAGAUAUAAUAAUAAAAACCGAACAACAUCGGUAAAUCAUUUAUUGAGUUAAGAAAUUGAACAGAGAAAGUAUCAUCCACAUAAAGUGCAGUGUGUGUGUACUAGAGUGACCGCAAGAAAUCGAUUUUCGAAAUUUGGUCUGGGGAACCCCAUAAAAUGUUCCGCCUUUGCAGAUUUUUAGAUAGCCAAAAUUUCAGCUCGAUUGGAUAAGUCUAAAUGGUGCCGACACUCGCUCAAAGUAUCAAAAAUCUCUGUUUUUUCACUGUUUUUCGAAGAAAAUUAGCUCUAGCUCCCAAACAGAUGGGGUUAUUUUCACUUUUUAUAUAUUAAAUUAAAGGUAGUGUUGUUACACAUAAUUCAGAUGCUAAAUUUGUUUAGUUUUACUAAAAAAAAAAGAUAUUGUCAUCAAUUUAAAUUUUCAGUACUUACCUCAAAAAGAGCUGAGGUACAAACUCGAUUUAAAAUGACAUUUUUUUUAACUGUUAAAAAAAACGAAUUAUUUAACAGAUUUCUAAAAAACAAAAUAUUUAACAUCGUGUUACAUUUCUUAUACAUAAUUAAUGAAGUAAAUACUAAAAAAAUGUAAUCAAGAGAUUUACUUAAAGUAGUUUUGGAAGCAUCAGGAUACAAUUUUCGGCACUCACUGACUACUUGAAGUACAUAUUGUUUUUGUUUCUCAUCUUUAGUUAAAAGGUUAUUAAAAUCGGCUAUUAAUUUGACUCCUCUUUCUGCAAUGUCAUUUACGAGUUUAAGUGAUUGCACUUUUUUAAAGCCUUAUUUAAAAUACGGGUUUUCGGGACAAAGAUUUGGAGGUUCUUUGAGAAAACUUGUGUUUAUUUUCAAUCGGCUGAAAAAGUUCAAUGUUUCUUUGUUCACAAUAUUUUUUAACCCUGCUGUGACAAAUUGUUCAACUUCAUGUGUCUGUAGCUUUGGCUUUACUUUUCUGUUGGUUUCGGUUUCUCUGUUUUACAAAAUUAUGUUGGCCAUUUCUGAUUUUUCGCCACCUGGUAAAGUUGGGUCAAAGAACGCCAGACCUACCAGCUCUGAACUCAAAUACAAAUGGUUUGAGAAUUCAGCAAGAGCCUUCUCUGAAAUGUCUUUGUCAAUCUUGCGGUAUUCAAUGCAAUUACGCAAAAGAUCAAGAUUUUGUUUAGGAGCCACAUAAGCUCUUCGGGCAUUAAACCAAGCAUUGCAGUAAAUUUGUACGAUGAAAACGCAGAUAUCACCGCGAGAAUUUCGUUCCUCGUUACUUAUUUUAAACUGGCUUCGAUACAUGAAAAUUUUUAAACUAUAAAUAGCUUUGGCCAUCCACCUAGCAUGAUGAGUGGCUCCUGGUGUUCUGAAUCCAACUACGCUUCCAUCUAGAACUCCAACAAUCAUUUCUAGGCUGAAAUUCUUGUAGUUAAUCCUUUAAUUCACCUGAUAUCUGGGUUAUAACUUCAGGGGUUAGGUGUUUAUUUACAUUUUUAUCACUGAUACCCGUGUGAUAUAUUUUUGAAUCUAGUUUUGGCCAUUCAUUUUGAUACCUUUUAAAAAUAUCUGGUUGAGGUCCAGUUGAACCCAACUUACAAUGAAAAAUACCUCUUAGCAAAACUUCAAGAAUAUGGUGACGACAGGCCAGGUACAGCAACUCUAUAUCCAACAUUUGCUGCAAAAUGUUGCAAGAUCCUUUCACUCUUCCAGUGUUUGAAGCAGUGGUGUCAAAACACAUUGCUUUUACAGCAUUCGAAACUCCCCAUUGUUCCAUCAUUUCAUACACAGCUGCUGCCUGCUCUUCAUCAGUACUAUUUUCUAUAACUGGUACUCCUAGAAGUUUGUCUUGUCAAUUUGUCAAUUUUACUCUGUGAUUCUAUUGUUGAUAUAAUUAUUAUAUGUUAUUAUAUAUUAUAAGACAAGCAUUGCGAUUAGAUACCUUACAUCAAUCUAUAACAUAGAAAGUUUCAUUUUAAAUCGAGUUUGCACUUCAGCUCUUUUUGAGGUAAGUACUGAAAAUUUAAAUUGAUGCCUAUUUUAUUUUUUUUAAGUAAAACUAAACAAAUUUAGGAUCUGAAUUAUGUGUAACAACACUACCUUUAAUUUAUUAUAUAAAAAGUGAAAAUAACCCCAUCUGUUUGGGAGCUGGAGCUAAUUUUCUUCGAAAAACAGUGAAAAAAUAGAGAUUUUUGAUACUUUGAGCCAGUGUCGGCACCAUUUAGACUUAUCCAAUCGAGCUGAAAUUUUGGCUAUCUAAAAAUCUGCAAAGGCGGAACAUUUUAUGGGGUUCCCCCGAAAAAAAUUCGACAAAAUUUUUUUUCUAGGGAGUUGCGGUCACUCUAGUGUGUACCCAUACUUUAAUAUGGGUGAUAGUUGCAAGGAGUGAUUCAUUCUUGAAAGGGGGGACUUAUUUACCAUGCAACGGAAUUUGUGGAAAUUUUUUUCAUUUUAAGUGUGCUAAAUUGUCUGAAUAUGACGGAAACAGGAGAAACCAGCGGUUCUUUAUAGAUAGAUAGAUAGAUAAAUUUUAUUCAUGAAAGCAGAUUUUUUAUACAAUGUAUUGAGUAAAGAACAUGAAUAAAUUAAGACAUGACAAAAUUUGUCGUGUGUCUGUUGUAUAAAAUAUUAUUAUAUAUAUAUAUAAUUCAUUUUUAAUUUUUAAACAUUUAUUUGAUUUUAAACUUGUAACCGUUUUAGUUAUUGUAUCUUAAAAAUUGUAUCUAAUAUACAUAAGAAGGCACUUUGUUUUAAAAGAAUCGAUAGAUUCAUGUUGUAGUCGCUACUGCAACCAUGUUGUACUCGAUAGUGCAACAAUGUUGUACUCGAUAGUGCAACAAUGUUGUACUCGAUAGUGCAACAAUGUAGCAAAUAAAUAGUGCAACCAUGUUGCUGUAAGUGAAGUUGCGGCAACAACUGUUGCGACAAAUGCCCAAAGAGAAGGUACAAUGAUUUUGGUAAAAGAAGCUUUCUUUUAUUAUAAAAUUUUUGAACGCUAUCUUACGGUAGGACCAAAAUCAUUCGACAACUUACCGUCAUUGAGAAACGUUAAAAUUGUUUCAAGUAUUUCUUGUGCGUGGAAAGAAAGUCAUAAGACUAUAAUAAUUAAAAGACAAUUAAGAUUGCAAGAUAGUUAAACUAUCUUUUUUAUAUAUAAGUUGUGAACUCAAGUUUUAAGGCGGUUCUUGAAUAUAAGAGCCGUCGUCUAUUCUACUCCGGUGCUAGACAAGAAAUUUCCAUUAGGAAAAUUGCUUCCGGAAAACCCGGAAAAGUCUCACCAAAUAUCCUUAAUAAUACCAGGCGAGCAGGAAAAUCAGGCAGUGACAUAUCAAACAAAUAGCAUAAAUUGAAAUCAAUUAAAUUUAAAUCGACCGAAACAUAAUACCUGUCGGCUAAAAAUAGUCCACUGAUUCCUUAGAGAGUACAUAGCUCGGAGGUCUUACGCUCCGAUAUAUGCGAAGGAGCUUGGAGGGUUCGACGUUCAAAUCCCGAGCUGAACCAAUUCAAAAAUUAUUUUUUUUUAUUUUUUUAUAUAUAUUUUUUGAUUUUUUUUAAAUAAGAUUUUUUUUGUUAAAAUAAGUGUUUCUGUUAAAUUUGCCAUAAUUUUGCUCACCGCGUUACUUCAGAAAAAAAGUGUUAGAACAAUUUUAUCAGUACGCGAACCGUACUUAAAGUAAAGUAACUCACGAAAUUAAAAGUGUUAUAUAUAUAAGAUUAAAAUUUGAAAUUUGUGUGUGGACGAGGGUUGAAGUCCUCAAAAUCAAAAAUCAACACCUACUUCAGCAGUGGCCACUUAAGAAGGAAAUAAAGGGUGAGUUUUCUCUUUAAAAUUGAUUUCAUAAAUACUUAUUUACUUAUAUAUAUAUAUAUCUACUUAUUAUAAUAAUUGCGGGAGUUAAAAGGGUAUAUAUUGUGUGGGGAUCAAUGAUAAAUUAAUUAAUUAUAAAAUUGAAUAAAAGAGGAUUUUUAUAUCCCAAAACUAUAUAAUAAAUCGAAGACGUAUUUAUAAGAUUGCGAAGAACAAUUAUUUUAAGAAAGUGAUUCCGUGGCAUAAUAAGGCAAACUUAUACUUAAACUUACUUAAAAAUUAAACUUAUAAAUCUAUACAAAAGAAACUUAAACUUAAAUUUUAUUUUUUAUUAUAAAUAUUAAAUUACAUUUGAAUUUUUAACGAAUUUCAUCUAUAAACUUAAAGUAGUAAAUAAAAACAUAUGUAUAAAAACUUUAAGUAAUAAAUUUUUUUUUAAUUAAAACCAACAUGAAUCUCAUAUAUUUAAUUUCAUGAAGAUAUUAAAGAUCUCACUAUGAGAAGUGAAUAAAGUAAUUUUAUAAAGAGAUGGGGAGGGCAGUUUGAGAGAAUGAUGUUCUGGGAGUGAGAAGAUACCUAGUUAAGGGAUCGUCUAAGCGAGUAUGACGACAAUGGUAGGGAGGGCAGGAAGGAUUCUCGCGCAUCUUUGAACACCUAUAGAUGCAUAUGCUUAAGUCUGAUAUGAUUAUUUUUUUUGUAAAGUAUAAUAAGGUCAAACAACCCACCCCACCGACGAGCUAAAAAUGGGAACUAGCAUAUCAGCACUGACCAAAAGCCUAAAAUAAUACGUUACAAAAUGGCGCCCGCAACGUGGAGCCCACUAUUACAAUAUAGUGAGGCUAAUAUUUUACUGAGCCACUUCAAUUUAAUUUUUUUAAUAUUUAUUUUUUAAUUGAAUUUUAAUUUUGUUUUGAUUUUUGAACAACUGGGUAGAGUCGUUCUUGUGAGUCCCUAUGACUGGAUGUAGAGCAUUCGGUAUCGAGUUGCAACAAGAAAGACGAAACCAAAGAAAUAUCCAUAUACAAGAAGGUAUAAGGUUUCGAGUCUGUGAGUAUCGAUUUGGUACUCGUAACGCCGAACAAAUUUAGCCCUUGCUUGGAGAUUUAAGUGGGAAGAAGACUCGCCAAUACGGGAGUGUUUGCAGAAGUCCUUCCCACAAAUUCUCAGAAUUCUUUUGUUUUUUUUAGAGUCUUUUCAGAUGGGAAGCGUCUGUUGAUGUCCUAUUGAAAGAAAAAGAAUUUAAUUUCAUUAUUAAUAAUUGUAACAUUAGUUUCAGAUACAUACCAAUAGUUUAUUUUAAUUUUGUAUAUCUUGGCUCGCAGGACUACGGUGUCUUCUCAUUCUUAGGAUUUUAAUCCUCUCAUACAUCGUCAUCCUCAUCUCUUUAGUAAUCAAUGUAAAGUUUCUGAAAAGGAAAUAAUUUAACAAAUAUAAAAACGUUUGGUUUUUCAAUUAAUUUUUUUAAACAAAAUAUAUUUAAAAAUAGAUUUUGAUUUUUUUUCUUAUUUAUUUAUACAUAAACAUAUCUUUAUAACUGAAUUAUAAACAUAUCUAUUCAAUAAAACAUAAUACAAAUACAAUUUUGAAUUGGUUCGAGUUGGUGAAUAAACUUUUCGGUUACUCAGUACGAAAAUUGAAAGGUGUUUAGAACUAUCUUUUUGGGGUUCAAAAGCAUGAGCCAAAACGGACCAAGGAAAAGUUUUCUUGGCAGUAGUUGGGGAAAUCUUCGAGCAAUAUCUGAAGCGAGAUUCGAAAGCUUUGUACGUCGUUUUAAUAACACGAUAGAUAGAUUUAACUUAGAUCAGUCAGUAGAUUUUUCAAGAGAAUUAAAUUCAAUUAUUUCAGAGUAUAGCGCCGACAUGUCGAAUGCAGAGGGUUCAGUAGAACCUUCUGAGGUGAAUCAAAGCACAGAGUCAGAUGUAGACUUAGCAAACAAAACGUUUGAGAAUGGAAUAGAUCCUACACGGACAGUACAGGCUGUCCCACCUGGGGCAGGGACUUCCAACACAGUCACUGGUACAGGAAGCGUUGAACGCGAUGAUUUUGCUGAUAGGGUCGAGAGAAGUCUUAUCGAUAAUCAAAUGCGGGUAUUCGAACAAAUGAAACAGUUUAUGGAAAGCGUUAAUAAACGCAUAGACGCACUCAGCAAACCUGUAAAUGCACAAGGUACCACUGAUUUUGCGGGAAGUAAUCCGCAACCGGCUGCAUCUGAACAAUUUAGACACCACUUCAUGUCUCCUUUGACUGGAGAUUUUGGUGCAAUGUCGUUAGCAAACUCAGAUGAUUCUGAAAAAUGCCGUCUCGAUAGAUGGCACAUAAAUUACGAUGGCACAACUAAUGUAGGGGAUUUCCUAUUCCAAGUAGAUACGUGUCAAGCUUCUUCCAGAUACUCAGAUAAGCAAAUUACUUCAAAGUUUCACACAAUACUCAGUGGCAGGGCUAAUGUCUGGUUUUGGAGAUAUUUGCGCAAAAAACCGGAAGCGAAAUUGGAAGAAGUAAAAUCUGAGAUGCGGAAGGAGUUUGGAAGACCUGAAAGUGAUGUAGAUAUUUAUAUGCGUUUACUUACUCGGAAGCAGGGGUCUAAAGAGUCCUUUGACGAAUUUUAUAAUGCCAUUAUUACUAUCAACGAUAGAAUGAAAGAACCUUUCGACAACAAGAAGUUGGCAAGCGUCAUACGAAGUAAUGUUCGAGAUAAGUUAGGGGAGAUUCUGCUUUCUGCCGAUGUAAAAACCUUAGAACAAGUAAGAAAUAAGGCAAGGGAAGCAGAAAGAUACCUGGCUAAACGGGUUUCUUCGCCCAAGGUUCAGGAAAUAACUUUUGAAGAAGAACAAGACCAACCAGACCUAGAAGGUGAAGAAAUUGCGGCCUUUUCGCAUCAAAAUAGGGUAGGGUCAUCACCAAGUUAUAGCUGCCAUAAUUGCGACGAAAAGGGACACUCCUAUUUAUAUUGUCCUUCGCACACACGUAACCUGUUUUGUUACUUUUGUGGAGCAAAAGGCGUAACUACAGUUGAGUGUGGAAAACAUGCGGGAAACUUUCGACGGGACGAGAAGAAGGGCUGGGAAAGUCGUCCCUCGAAAACCAAUCAAGGCCCUUCCAAACAAUAAAUAACAUUAAUAAUAAUAAAAAUCUCACCUCUGAAGAAAUUGACUCCCUACAACAACCGGGAGCAGAUCAGCAGUGUCAGGAAUUAGGGAGUAAAAUCGAAGAGUUAGUUCCAACAAAAAUCUUGAAACGUGAAGUAUCAGAAGAACUUCAUAGCCAUCCCAGGCACACGUAUGAACUUAAGUCUCUUCAUGAUCGCAAGGUUAAUUACGAAAAAGCCCGUGCUAGAAUUAUGGGAACAAAAAAUUUAGUAAAUAAAAAAAUACAAAGGUGUAGAGGUAGAUAUAGAAAUCGAAGAAAAAUAAAAAAACUCAUUGUAGACUCGAUAAUCUGUUCAGAAACAGAUGGUAGGAUGUACGCUAACGUACUACUUAAGGAUGAAGCUAAUUUUGGGUUGUUAGAUAGUGGAGCAUCUAUCUCGGUGUUAGGUAACGGUUGUUGGGAUUUAGUGAAAAGAAUUGGAGUCGAAGUAAAACAAUAUAAAAAUCUCGUACGUACAGCGGACGGCAAGUCACACGAUAUUGUAGGGUAUUGUAAUAUUCCUACCAAAUAUAAUGGCGUAUCUAAGCUCAUUUCUUAUUAUUUAAUCCCAAAUUUAACCCAGAAACUAUAUCUAGGGAUGAAUUUUUGGAAAGAGUUCAAUUUGUUACCACAGAUAAAUGAAAUUCAAGCCGACUUACACGAUAACGAAAAUCAAACGAGUUUUAAGGAAGAAGCGGAGCUUAUAGAUCUUACUCCAGAACAGAAAGUAAAGCUAGAGUCAACAAAAAAAUUGUUUCCCAACUUUGUAGAGUUAGGUUUGGGGAAAACUAAUAUAGGUAUACAUUCCAUAGACACAGGUACAGCGGUUCCUAUUAAAUCACGACAUUACCCAUUGUCCCCGGUCCGUCAGGAAGAAGUUUACAAGGAGUUGGACCGCAUGUUAGAACUUGGUGUUAUCGAGGAGUGCAAUUCUCCGUGGUGUUGCCCAUUGGUUUUGGUUAGAAAACCCGGCAAAGUUCGUUUGUGUUUAGACUUUCGAAAAGUCAAUGCUGUCACGGUAAAAGAUGCUUACCCAAUGCCUCACGUCGAUGGUCUUUUAAGUCGUAUAAAAGAUACGCAUUUCAUUUCGGGCAUUGAUCUCAAGGACGCGUAUUGGCAGAUUCCAUUGGAAGAAAGUUCUCGGCCAAAAACUGCGUU
Molecule: messenger RNA, 11096 nt
Organism: Episyrphus balteatus (marmalade hoverfly)
Lineage: Eukaryota; Metazoa; Arthropoda; Insecta; Diptera; Syrphidae
Exons: 2
Coding region: 8486-9919 (477 amino acids)
Molecular function (GO): nucleic acid binding; zinc ion binding
Source: RefSeq, a predicted model, not a curated record